Ananas comosus (pineapple) is the source of this 2199-nucleotide messenger RNA. Its product is annotated as pentatricopeptide repeat-containing protein At3g22690-like. The transcript has a single exon. NCBI's taxonomy places the organism in Eukaryota, Viridiplantae, Streptophyta, Magnoliopsida, Poales, Bromeliaceae. Gene Ontology annotation, molecular function: protein binding; RNA binding. Bases 1 to 2199 code for a protein of 732 amino acids. The record is from RefSeq and is a predicted model, not a curated record. Gene Ontology annotation, biological process: RNA modification.
AUGUCUAACCUUAUUCCGCCCUCCUCGCCCCUCGUCCUCCUCCCCCACCGCCUCUCCGCCUCCGAGCGAAACCCUAACUCCGCCCCCAACUUCCGCCUCGACCACCUCGUCCACCCCGUCCUCGCCCGCCUCGAGCGGUGCGCCUCCAUGGCCGAGCUCCGCGCCCUCCACGCCCACAUGACUACCACCGGGCUCGCGCGCGACUCCUUCGCCGCGUCGCGGCUCCUCGCCUUCUCCGCCCUCUCCCUCCAAGGCGACCUCCGCUACGCUCUCGACCUCUUCCGCCGCCUACUCCCCGCCCCCAACCUCUUCGCCUACAACGCCAUGGUCCGCGCUUUCUCCCGAAGCAACCGCCCCGACCUCUCCCUUCGCUUCUACGUCGAAAUGCUCCAAUUUGGCCUCGCUCCUGAUAGCUACACCUUCCCUUUCUUGCUCAAAUCGUGCGCCCAUCUCCUCGCCUUGUCGGAGGGUCUACAGGUGCAUGCCCACGUAGUCAAAAUGGGAUUUUCGGGGGACCCAUUUGUGGGGAACUCGUUGAUUCACUUCUAUGCGGAGAUUGGGAGGUUUGAGCUCGCCGAGCUUCUGUUCGACCAAAUGCCUGAGAGAGAGCGGAACGAGGUCUCCUGGGCUUCAAUGAUCUCUGGGUUUGUAAGUAAUGAUCGCCCGCAAGAAGCAUUGGCUCUGUUUUGCUCCAAGGAUUGGAGAAACAUGGAUGCUGAUCAGAUCACACUCGUCAGUGUCCUUUCCGCAUGCGCUCAGCUGAGAGAGUUGAAAUUGGGAAAGGAUAUCCAUUGUUAUAUAGAGGAAAAGGGUGUUGAGGUUGGGCUGAUAUUAGGUAACUCACUAAUGAACAUGUAUGCAAAAUCCGGGCAGAUGGAAAUUGCUCGUGAGCUGUUUGAGAAUAUGGCUACGCUCGACUCAAUCUCGUGGAAUAUUCUUAUUUCUGGCUUUGUUGAAAAUGGAUCCUUAGAAAAGGGUUUAGAGAUGUUCUCUGAGAUGAAUCGGAGAAAUGUAAAGGUAAAUGAAGCAACAUUCUUGAGCUUGGUUUCAGCUUGCGGGGAGUUGGAGUUAGGGCUUGAGAUUCAUCAUCAUGUUAGAAACAUGGGUUUUGACACGAAUAUCUCGAUAUGCAAUGCGCUUAUUGAUAUGUACUCAAGGAUUGGAAGUGUUGAGCUAGCGAGCAAAGUGUUCGAUGAGAUGACCCUCAAAGACAUUAUCUCAUGGAAUUCAAUGAUAUCUUGCUAUGCUCGAUCCGGAUCUAUGGAAGAUGCUCGUAUACUCUUUGAUCAAAUGUUGGUAAAAGAUAACUUCUCUUGGAGUACUAUGGUUCUUGGGUACGUAAGAAACAAUGAGCCAGAAGAAGCAAUAGGUAUCUAUAAAGAGCUUAUGAAAGAAGCCAAUAUUGAACCCGAUAAUGUCACCGUCCUUAGUUUUGUGACGGCAUGUGCUCAUUUGGGUGCACUUGAAGAAGGAAAAGCAAUUCAUAGCUACAUAAAGAACAAGGAAAUUCAAAUUGAUAUCUCCUUAGGUACAGCACUUAUAGAUAUGUACUCGAACUGUGGGUGCCUAGGAGAAGCUGCAGAAGUUUUUCACAGCAUGAGAGAGAAGGAUGUUUCCGCUUGGACCGCAUUAAUUUCUGGUUUGGCCAUGCAUGGUCGUGGCAAAGAAGCUAUCCAAAUAUUCAAAGCGAUGCAAACUACAGAAGGGGACUCACCGAAGCCCAAUUCUGUUACUUUUCUAAGUGUUUUAUCUGCUUGUGCUCAUGCUGGGUUAGUCCAAGAAGGGUGGGAAGUUUAUAAUAGUAUGUUGAAUCGCAAACUCACACCGGAAAUGGCUCAUGUAGGGUGCAUGGUUGAUCUUCUCGGAAGAGCAGGGCAUCUAAAAGAAGCUUUUAACUUUAUAAAGAGUUUGAAUUGCGAAGUUGAAGCUAAUGUAUGGGGAGCCCUUUUAAGUGCAUGUAGAACAUAUGGUGAUGUGGAACGGGGGGAGAUUGCGUAUGCGAAGAUAGUUGAGUUGGAUCCUUUGCAUGAUGGAGCGCAUGUUCUAAUGUCGAACAUUUAUGCGAAGGCAGGGUGUUGGAACGAAUCGAAGGCAGUUCGAAGGAGAAUGAAGGAUGAGGGCAUUAGAAAGGAGGUCGGUCGGAGUUGGAUUGAAGUAGAUGGUGCUCUACAUGUGUUUACUGCAGGAAUUGAGCUAUAA